AUGGCGAAGACCGCUGUCGUCACGGGCGCAACAGGUUUCCUAGGUCGACAAGUGCUUCAAGUGUUCUCCUCAGCUGGCUGGAAAGCUAUCGGAACAGGUUAUUCAAGAGCAAACCCUCCCACUCUCCAUAAGAUCGAUUUAUCCGACGCGGAUGCCGUGCGGUCAUUGCUGGAUGAGAUCAAGUAUGACACUCUGUUCCACGAGCACUGCAACAGCCAUCAACUGACGACUCGGUGGGGCGCCGCCAAUCGCUUUCCAGACAAAUGCGACCAAGAUCCAGACGGAGCCCGUAGAAUCAAUGUUGAGGCAACUCAGCACCUCGCACAAGCCUGCAAUACACACUCAGCUCUUCUGAUUUACAUUUCUACAGACUACGUUUUCCCUGGAAGACCAGGUGAAGCGCCUUAUGAAGUGGAAGCGGAUCCAGAGCCAACGAAUCUAUACGGGCAGACUAAGAGAGAUGGAGAAAGAGCGAUACUAGAAAUCACGCAGGAUACGGCUUUGGGUGUCAUCUUGAGGGUCCCCGUCCUCUAUGGAAAGGCGAAUCAGCCCAGUGAAAGUGCCGUCAAUAUUCUCCUUGAUGCAGUAUGGAAGGCUCAAGAGAAUGGAGCUCAAGUCAAGAUGGAUCACUACGCACAGCGGUAUCCAACCAAUACCGAGGAUGUGGCACACGUAUGUCUCGACGUUGCCAUCAAGUACUUAGACGCCAAGGACGAGAGGCAGUCGUUACCAAAGCUUCUGCAGUUCUCGUCAGAGGACAGGCACACCAAAUAUGAAAUUUGUAAAUUGCUUGCAGAUAUCAUGGGCUUGCCGCUCGCUGGUAUGAUUGCUAUCGGAGCAGAUCCGAACGCAAGCGUGCAGCGGCCGUAUGAUACCCACCUUUCGACCAAAGCGUUGCAAGAUGUGGGCAUAAGUGUUCGCACUCAAGAUUUUGAAGCCUGGUGGCGACGAGAGGUCAAGGCAUACCGGAAAUGA
Messenger RNA from Bacidia gigantensis, 975 nucleotides. RefSeq lists its product as uncharacterized. Gene Ontology annotation, biological process: S-adenosylmethionine biosynthetic process. Gene Ontology annotation, cellular component: methionine adenosyltransferase complex. The transcript has 4 exons. NCBI's taxonomy places the organism in Eukaryota, Fungi, Ascomycota, Lecanoromycetes, Lecanorales, Ramalinaceae. Gene Ontology annotation, molecular function: DNA ligase activity; methionine adenosyltransferase regulator activity. The record is from RefSeq and is a predicted model, not a curated record. Bases 1 to 975 code for a protein of 324 amino acids.